AUGAGUGAUGUUGAACAUUUGAAAGCAUUUGUGAGUAGAGAUGGUGAUGAACUCAUCAUUCAAAAGGCACCAGAGGGACAUGUUAGAAUCGAGGUGACACACUCGGUCUUGUCCGAUGAUAUAUUAGGUACAAACAAUUGGAAGAAUUUCCCAAUAGAUACUACUAUUACAAGUUUAAAAGAAAAGUUACAUAGAAUAGUAGGAACAGACCCAAAAUAUAUGAAUUUACAACUUAGAGAGAAUAACAAGACUACGGUAUUGGUAGAUAAUGAUGGAUUCCAAGACGGAUCAUUGACAUUGAAUCAUAUACCACAUUUACUCGAGGGUGUUAACCUCAACAUUCACAUUAUCGAUGUCGACCCAAACAACUAUGUCGCUAGCCUACAAGACAUUGAUAGCCAACCAUCAACUAAAAUGACCGACGAAGAAUAUGAUAAGCGUGAAGGUACCUAUAGAAAAUGGAAACAAGAACAAGAACAAAAACAACCAUCCACCACCACUCAACCAUCAAGUACCACCGACGACAAUUCAAUCGAACCAUCAUGGCUAAAGAUUGGUGACAAGUGUCAAGUAAAGAGUGAUCUUCGAACUGGAACCAUUGCAUAUAUUGGCUUAGUCAAUGAUACUGUUGGUUACUGGGUCGGACUUCACUUGGACCUCCCAUUAGGCAAAAAUGAUGGUACUCUCAAAGGAAAGAAAUAUUUUGAUUCAAUUGAUAAAUAUGGUGCUUUUGUUCGUGCUUCCAAUCUUAAUGUUAAUUCUCAACAACCAAAUGAAAUUUAA
Messenger RNA from Cavenderia fasciculata, 783 nucleotides. RefSeq names its product tubulin folding cofactor B (gene tbcB). The transcript is spliced from 2 exons. Gene Ontology annotation, molecular function: microtubule plus-end binding. Bases 1 to 783 code for a protein of 260 amino acids. Gene Ontology annotation, cellular component: cytoplasm; nucleus; microtubule plus-end. NCBI's taxonomy places the organism in Eukaryota, Evosea, Eumycetozoa, Acytosteliales, Cavenderiaceae. The record is from RefSeq and is a predicted model, not a curated record. Gene Ontology annotation, biological process: cytoplasmic microtubule organization.